Messenger RNA from Durio zibethinus, 2547 nucleotides. Lineage: Eukaryota; Viridiplantae; Streptophyta; Magnoliopsida; Malvales; Malvaceae. The record is from RefSeq and is a predicted model, not a curated record.
AUGGGUGAGCACUCUCGUAUAUCAAUGGACUUCGAUAGUAUCAUAUCAGUGACCUUGGAGAACUACACCGAUAUCCAAAUGACCCCUGUCAGUGGCAGUAAAGUAAAUGAAAAUGGUAUCUCCUUCCCAGAUAUCAUUGAGAAGGAUUCAUCUGUACCAAAUCUUGUGAUUAACUCUGCCUUUGAUCCAACCAUGGAUACUUCCAAGAGUCCCUCUUACUGGUCGAGAGUUAUCUUACGUAAUAUUGCCAGAUUGGCAAAAGAAGCAACAACUAUCCGGCGUGUUCUUGAACCUCUUUUUCAUAAUUUUGAUGCUGAAAAUCACUGGUCCCGAGAGAAGGGAGUCGCUUUUUCAGUUCUAAUGUAUUUGCAGUCGCUAAUGGAAGAAACAGGUUACUUUGGGAGUUUUAGUAUGGGAGAGGAGUCCCACCUUUUAUUGGCUAUCUUGGUGAAGCACAUGGAGCAUAAGAAUGUAGCCAAGCAACCUCAUAUACAAGUUAACAUUAUCGAUGUCAUUACUCAACUUGCACAAACUGCGAAGCCUCAGCCGUCAGUAGCAAUCAUCGGUACUAUAACUGACUUGAUGAAGUAUCUACGAAAAUGCCUUCAAAAUUCAACUGAAAUAUCAAGUUCUGGGGGUGAUAUCGAUAAGUAUAACACUGAUCUUCAGUUAGGAUUAGAAAAGUGUAUCUCACAGCUAUCAAAUAAGGUUGGGGAUGUGGGACCAAUUCUUGAUAUGAUGGCUGUUGUACUAGAGAAUAUUUCGACCAACAGUAUUGUUGCCCGAACAACUGUCUAUGCUGUUUAUCUAACUGCAGACAUUAUCUCAUCUAUCCCAAACAUAUCAUAUCACAAGAAGGCCUUCCCUGACGCUCUAUUUCACCCGUUGGUCCUCGCAAUGGCCCACCCAGACCAUGAAACUCGAGUUGGAGCACAUAACAUUUUCUCCACUGUGCUUAUGCCGUCCUUGCUUUCACCUACGUCAGAUCAAAAUAAAAACACUUCUGAAGAUGUUUGUUCUGACUUAUCAGUUAGUGCAUCCAAGAAGGUAAGGAGUCACAGCUUUGCUUUUCAGGAUGAAGGUAAAGACCAAGCAGAACUCGUUGAUGGAAGACUAAAAGAAAAUGUAAAUCAAGCAUCAGAUAUGGCUGUUAAAAAAUCAAUGUGUCAGUCCCGUGGACACUCAUAUAGCUUCAAGCAUGGUCUGGGUGAUGGAAAAAUGCAGCUCACUUCCCUUCGAUUAAGUAGCCAUCAAGUGAGUCUUCUGCUUUCAUCAAUAUGGGUCCAAGCAAAUUCUGCUGAAAAUACCCCCGCAAAUUUUGACGCUAUGGCCCAUUCCUAUAGCCUUGCAGUAUUGUUUACCCGAUCCAAGACCUCCAGUCACAUGGCCCUAGUUCGGAGUUUUCAGCUGGCAUUCUCCCUUAGGAGCAUCUCUCUGGAUCAAGAAGGAGGUUUGCAACCAUCUCGCAGAAGGUCUCUCUUUACCUUGGCAUCCUACAUGCUUAUUUUCUCAUCAAGGGCAGGCAAUCUUCCAGAGUUAAUUCCUAUUGUUAAAGCAUCUCUAACAGAUAAAACAGUUGAUCCUUAUCUCAAAUUAGUUGAAGAUAUCGGACUCCAGGCUGUUUGCAUGAAAUCUGAUGUGGACAGCAUAGCAUAUGGAUCAAAGGAAGAUGAUGUUGCUGCAUUAGAAUCCCUCUUGGCAAUAGAGCUAGAUGAUCUUCAUUUGAAGGAGACUGUCAUAUCCCAUUUCAUGACUAAAUUUGAGAAAUUAUCGGAGGAUGAAUUAUCAAGUAUAAAGAAACAACUUCUUGAGGGCUUUUCACCAGAUGACGUUUAUCCAUUAGGUGCUCCAUUGUUUAUGGAGACACCAAGACCAUGUUCUCCUCUUGCACUGAUGGAGUUUCAAGCAUUUGAAGAGAUUAUGCCUCUGGCUGCAAUAACAGAUGAAGAAGAAGCCUUCCCUGAAGCCAAUGGAAGUCAGUCAGAUCGCAAAACAUCAUUUUCCAUCAGUACACUAGAUGUCUUAAGUGUCAAUGAGCUAUUGGAUUCAGUUCUGGAAACAGCCCGGCAAGUUGCAAGCUUUUCAGUUUCCCCUACGCCCAUUCCUUAUGACGAAAUGAAAAGUCAGUGUGAAGCUCUUGUAAUGGGUAAACAUCAGAAGAUGUCAGUGCUUCAUAGCUUCAAGCAUCAACAGGAAACCAAGGCAACCUUCGAGCAAACUGAAAAGGAAGUCCUCUAUUUACCGAGUGUGCACAAAGUUGGCUUUGGAUAUAUGGUUUAUGGAAGUUACACACAAAUUGAGGAAUCCGGAGGAAGAGAGGAUUUACAUGGUUUGAAUACAUUUUACAUCCUUGAUUUUGAAUUGGGUUUGUCUAUUAGAAUCCAUAUGCUUAAAAUGGUGUUUUCGGAAGAUCUGAAGUUGAUUAGCAAGGAUCAAGUUCAUGUAAGGGGACAGCUUGCCCUCUGUUCACAAGAAUACAGACGACGUUCCUUCCGAUUGCCACCAUCAAGCCCUUACGACAAAUUCUUGAAAGCAGCUGGAUGCUAA